CAGCACCAACAGCAAAAUAAAACCAAUUCCGCCUCCUUUUCCUUCCCUCUUUCCUCUUCAACCGCCAAACUCCCCCCUUUCUUCUUCUUCUUCUUCUUCUUCUCUCCCUCUCUCUCACCUUCGUCCUUCUCUAGCUCUGCGAUCAUGGAUGAAGCCGAGAAAAUGGCGUCGCUGAAGAAGGCGUAUGCGGAUGUAAUCUUGAACAUGGCGCAGGAGUCCGCAGCUCGGAUUAUGGUCUCGGAGCGUAGGGCGCUCGGAUUCCAGCGGAGCCUCUUUGCCGCGAAAGAUGAAGCCGUUUCCACGCUUCUCCGCCUCAAGAGUGUCUUGGAAUCUAAGAUCAAAGAAGCAGAAAAACAAUCCUUAGGCCAGAUAAGGAGAAUUCAAGAACUUGAAUCACAGCUUAAUGAAGCAGAAGAUACAAUAGAUUCCCUUAGAACAGAAUUGAAAAGCACGCAUGACAAGCUAGAAAAGAUGAAAAAUCUAACUGGAUCUUCUGAAGUAGAGAAUAUGAACACCAUUUCUUGUGAGGACAAUUCUCAAGAGAGAGAAAUUAGUUCUCAUUCUGCUCUUUGCUAUCCUCCAGGAUCUGAACAAAUAUCAACUGACAAGGAGGAUGCUAAUUUGAGUCCACCAGCUGUGAAUGGUCACUGCAUUGUCCUUGGAAAUAUGAUUAAGGCUGAAGAAAUGGGUGCAGAAAAUGAGUUUUUUAGCAAGCCUGACCUGGCAUCAAUGAUAAUGAGAAGUACAGAACCUGAACUUUUCAGAAAUGGGUGCACUCAAAGGAUCCGCGCAUUAGAACAGAAUCUUCUGACAGCAACGAUGCCUCUUGAAAAAACCGACAAUCAAUCGGACUUCAAUUGCAAAUUGAUUGAACCUGAGAAUGCAAAACCCGAAAGGGCCUACCCUGUAGAUACAACAGAGAAAGGAAAAUCAGUAACAGUGCCAAAAGAGCUUGCUGAGUUCAAAGAAGUUGAUCAGAGUAAAAGCAGGCAAGUUGUCCAUUUUUCCCGCAGGGUUUCUUCUGGAAAACAAGGGAAAGUUAACCAUGUUAAACCUACCCAUCGGAGUGAUACUGAAAAAAUUUCUAUAGUUGAUGAAGUGAGCGGCUGUGUUAAAAGCCCCUUUCAGGUUGUCAGCGAAGAGCCUGAGAAAAUUUCAAGUGCUCCAGUUUCUCUUGUGAUUUCUAAAUGCUCUAAAAGAUCAAAAACUAGGAAGGUUCAACUCAAGGCAUCUCUUCGAAAUGAAAAGAGAGGGAUAUUGAAAAAUGAUAAACAAAGAAUUACCAGGCAGGGAUUCAAGGAACAAAGUCAUUUGGAUUUGGAUAAUCAAACUCUUGGAAACCCUUCAUACGAGUUUGGAGGUAAACAUGGACGUGCUGUUGGGGAUCCAUUAUUGCUUACUCCUGAGAAAGAGGAUAUUUCAGGUGACCAAAAUUUUGAAAGUCAGAAACCCCACAUGGACAAUUCAAUAUUGAAUACACCAGAGAAGGAAAUAGCAGAUGAUGUGGAUAUUUCUGCUUGCAGCUCGAAACAAGAGAAAAAUGGUACCCCUUCUUUAAAUUCUAUUGUGAAAGAGGAAAACACUUGUGAAUCAAGUGGAGCUCCUCAACAAGCCGGAAAUGACAAGUUCCUUAAAUAUACAUUUCGAAGGAAGCGGAAGAGAGGUUCUUCCAACAGCAAAAUUGAAGACAUAUUUCCGGGGACAACAGAUGCAACAAAGAGGAGGGCAGAGGAUAAGCAAGAUAUCUUGGUGGAAUCCCAGAAGCCGAGUCUCAUGGUGGAGUCAACUCGAGACAGUCGUCGAAUGGCACAAGUUGCUCGCCAGCUCAUUUCCUUGUCUGAGAAAAGAUGGUGACUUGAUGGUGGACUUGAGUAACCUUUGAUGGAUGCUAGUGUCACAUGCUUCUUCAACUUCCUCUUGACGGGAACUUGUUUCUUCUGCUGCUCACCGGUUCUCAGUUUUGCCCAUUCAAAACAGAUAUAAUAUGUCAGUUCGGCAUGAGCUACUGCCAAUACAUGUCAGAGAAGAGCUUGAUGAUUAGCGCAACCAUUUUAGUUCUCUUUUUUCUUUUUGUCGAUCCUAUAAUAUUAAUAUACAUAUAAUCUGUCAAAGCUUCACUGCUUUGAUGUUUUCGUUCAUAUUAAGCUUGUAAGGUUAACAGGGUUUAGCCCUCUCUUACCUUGUAAGUUAAUGUCAUACCUGACAUGGGAUAGUCCUCUAGCUAUAUUAAUGAUUUUUAUUACAUAUAA
Messenger RNA from Dioscorea cayenensis subsp. rotundata (Guinea yam), 2249 nucleotides. RefSeq lists its product as uncharacterized. The coding region runs from base 145 to 1854 and encodes 569 amino acids. The record is from RefSeq and is a predicted model, not a curated record. NCBI's taxonomy places the organism in Eukaryota, Viridiplantae, Streptophyta, Magnoliopsida, Dioscoreales, Dioscoreaceae. The transcript has 4 exons.